This is a messenger RNA of Echinococcus granulosus, 465 nucleotides long. RefSeq names its product Thiosulfate sulfurtransferase/rhodanese-like domain-containing protein. NCBI's taxonomy places the organism in Eukaryota, Metazoa, Platyhelminthes, Cestoda, Cyclophyllidea, Taeniidae. The coding region runs from base 1 to 465 and encodes 154 amino acids. The transcript has 4 exons. Gene Ontology annotation, molecular function: thiosulfate-cyanide sulfurtransferase activity. Gene Ontology annotation, cellular component: mitochondrion. The record is from RefSeq and is a predicted model, not a curated record.
AUGAUUGUUGGAUUUGUUUUAUUGCCUUACGCAAAACUCUACAAGACAUUCAGUCUGCUUGUGAAGUUGCAGCCGCAUCCCAAACUGUAUAGGCUUAUUAGUGGCGACGUCACCUUUAAUCCAAACAUUAAUGUGAAGACAUUUAAUACAAUUUGUAAAGAGCCUAAGGGAGCUCAAAUAUUUGAUGUACGUGAACCAGGUGAAUUGGAGACAGAUGGCCGAUUUCCUGAAGCUGUAAACAUUCCUCUUGGCGAAGUGGAAUCAGCCUUUGCUCUUGAAGAGGCUGAGUUCAAAGCAAAGUACGGCGUACCGAAGCCGAAAGUCACUGAUGACAACAUCAUUUUUGUCUGCAGGGUUGGAAAGCGAAGUUUCACAGCCUGCAAAUGUGUUGAAAAAUAUGGAUAUAAAAAAACCCUUAAUUUGGAUGGCGGAUACGUAGCAUGGAAGGAACAAAGUGAAGAAUAA